This is a messenger RNA of Wyeomyia smithii (pitcher-plant mosquito), 541 nucleotides long. Its product is annotated as mitochondrial translation release factor in rescue. Gene Ontology annotation, molecular function: translation release factor activity. The transcript is spliced from 2 exons. The record is from RefSeq and is a predicted model, not a curated record. Gene Ontology annotation, biological process: translational termination. Bases 60 to 482 code for a protein of 140 amino acids. Lineage: Eukaryota; Metazoa; Arthropoda; Insecta; Diptera; Culicidae. Gene Ontology annotation, cellular component: mitochondrion.
AUAGAAUAUUGCUACAAGCGAGGACGUGCUUUACUAGAUCGAGCUCGUGUAGUCUAAAGAUGUUUUCUAAUAAGCUUUUACGUAACUUCCAAUUGUUUAACCGGUCAUUUAUACAUUGCAAAUCUACUAUUGACACAUCCAAAGUUCCGGUUUUGAUUGAGAACGAUCUUGAAGAAGUGUUCGUUCGUGGUAGUGGACCAGGAGGGCAAUCUGUUGCCAAAACUAGCAACAAAGUAGUUAUUACGCAUAAACCAACCGGAAUUGUAGUACAAUGUCACGCAUCUCGAUCGUUGCACAAAAAUCGGGAAGAAGCUCGUCGAUUACUGAUUGAUAAAUUAGACAAUCUUCAAAAUGGAUACAACUCUGUAGAAGCACAGAGGCGGAAAAUUGAACAGAAAAAACAUUUGGAGACUAACCGGCGUAAAAUUCGGUUACAGGAAAUGAAAAAAGCUUGGAAAAAACGCGAGUUCGGGGAUGAUUAGAACACUGUAGCAAUCCAGUUUGUAAUUGAAAUAUAUAUAAUAUUUACCACGAACUAAAA